AUGAAAUGCAUUGGAUAUACAGCAGAUAUCAACGCCAACGAGAAUUUACGAAAGAUCAUCACACGCUUACCAGACCACAUGAUUGAAAGGUGGAAAGUCUUCUUGGCAGACAUUCGUGAGAAAGGUCAGACACCUACAGUCAGCCAUAUAAGUGAAUACGUGAGAAAGAGAGUAAAGGCAGAGUUUGAUCGUGAUUUCGGCAACCUACAAAGAGAUUCGAGACCCCCAAGAAAUAAUCAUGCGAAGAAGAGCACCGUGUCAUUGAAUGCCCAGUAUUAGCGAAAGCCUCAGUUCCUGAAAGACUAGAACUAGCAAAGAAAGCAAGACUGUGUUUUUCGUGUUUGAAUCGUGGAUACUCCAAGAAUGAUUGUCGGUCGAAGAAGAAAUGUGAAAAGAGCGAUUCAUGUCCUUACUUUCAUCAUCCUCUUUUACAUUCCAGUCCACCACCAGUUGCCUCAAUUCUAGAUAAACCCAGCAUGAUGCCCGUAAUCAGAGCCAGAUUCAGAGCCCCCAACGGUCGAGUUUGUGAAGGGAACGUGUUGAUUGACAGUAGCGCUGGAACGACAGUUAUUCGGAAGCAUUUUGGGAAAGAUCUCGGAUUGAAUGGGAAAAGAUAACGGAUUGAUUUAGCAGUAGUUGGAGGAGAGAAAUUAUAGCAACCACACAGCUGACAUGUGAACUUUUGGAUCUCUGCACUCAAAGGCGAUCAAGAGUUCAAGAUCGAAGCCCACGAGAUUGAGAAAAUUAUUCUCAACGUGCCUCAAAGACAUUGAGUUUAAUCACGUAUCGGGUUCAAUUGAUCUUAUACUUGGAGUCCAUUAUACCCACCUUCACUCGGAAGAAGAGAUACGUCGUGGAGAAGAAUGCCAACCAGUGGCCAAGAAAACCAAACUUGGUUGGUACGUGAUAGGAGUGAAUGAGGAGAAAAGAAGCCCAGAACUUUGUUCGAUUUACUUUGUGCGAAAGAUCGACAUGGAGAGGUUCUAUCAGUUUGAGACCCUGGGAGUGCAAGCAGUCAAUUAUCCGUGUCCUAAGUCAGCCCUCUCUCUCGAUGAGAAACGAGCCAUGGAGCUUAUGGAACGAUCAUGUAAGCUUGAUGACAACCGUUAUGUAAUCGGUCUUCCAUGGAACAGAGACAAGAACUUGCUGCCUGAUAACCGUUCCCUAGCAGAAACACGACUUCGAUCCCUAGAAAAGAGCCUCAGCAAGAAUGACCAAAAAGCGAAAAUGUAUGAUCAAGCGUUAAUGCAAUACGCAGAAAACAACUGGGCAAUACCCCUCAGUGAAGAAGAUCUUAAGGUUGAUAGGAAACCAGUCUACUACCUACCACAUCAUGGAGUCUAUCGUCCAGACAAGAAGAGUACCCUGUUAUGAGUGGUCUUUGACCCAGCGACUCCCUACCAUGACAUGUCUUUGAAUUCCUUCCUUUUCAAAGGUCCUGGUCUGAUUGGCAACCUGCUCAGAGUGCUUCUACGUUUCCGUGAAGAACAAGUUGCUUUUAGUGGAGACAUAUCCAAGAUGUUCCUUCAGAUCCUACUGCCGGAAGAAGAUACCCAUGUCCACCGUUUCCUUUGGCGAAACCUUGAUGCGGCAAGAGAGCCAACGACAUACACCCUCCAAAGAGUCAUGAUCGGAGAUAAGCCCUCUCCCGACAUGGAAAGCUUUUUGUCAUGUUGAAAAUGGCAGAAGCAAACGUUUCUCGAAUGUCCUGGAGCUGCUACGAUCCUGAAGCGUGAUAGAUACAUAGACGAUCUAAUUAAUUUGUGUCCAAGUACGAACGAAGCAAUAAAGAGCAUUAAAGAAGUGGAUAAAGUUUUGUCAACCGGAAGCUUCAAAAUUAAAAAAAUGUUUAUGUUCCUCUACAGUCGAGAAGGCAAAUGAAAGUGAGCAGCCAAAAGAAGCAGAUGGUAGCGAGAGUGAUCCACACCCUGUCACACCAAUUGUGAAUUUGGACGGCAAAGAAGAGAACAAAACGCUCAGUGUAAUAUGGAAUCCGACGAGAUACGUAAUAGGGUUUGCUUCGAAAGAAGUAAAAGUCGAAAGACUGACAAAGAGAUCCGUCCUUUCAAAUAUCUCGAAGCUCUACGACCCACUUGGUUUAGCAUCUGCAGUAAAGAUAAAGGCGAAAAUAGCCUUACAGAAUAUUUGGAAAGCAAAGCAAUUUGAUUGGGAUGACCCUCUUCCCGAAGUUAUGAGCAACACUUGGAAGAAAUUGUUCACAGAAAUCGAAAGUCUCAAGAAAGUAGAGUUUCCGAGAUGUCUUCAACCGAACGAAGUAUCUGGUCCGUCCGAGUUAGACGUCUUCGCUGAUGCAAGCAAAGAUGCUUAUGGUGCCGUAGCGUAUUUGGUUUGGACGACCCCUCAUGGUUUCCAUGUUAGCCUUGUGUCUGUGAAUGCAAGAGUGGCCCCACUACGACACACUGCCAUCCCGAGACUGGAGUUGAUGGCUGCACUAUCGCAUCUAGACUCGCUCACACCAUUGUUGAAGAAUCCAAGUUAA
This is a messenger RNA of Paramuricea clavata, 2500 nucleotides long. Lineage: Eukaryota; Metazoa; Cnidaria; Anthozoa; Malacalcyonacea; Plexauridae. The record is from the annotation of a GenBank genome assembly.